AUGUUUUUUACGACACCAAUAAUUUCUGUGGUAUUAGUGUGGACGAUUUCACGAGCCUGUUAUGCCAGCGAAGAGAUUAAUGAUGGAAACGCACUUGGAGGCGGCUUUCUUGUGCCGCGAGAAAUUCGUGAAAGUGAGGAAUUUUUUUUACAACAACUGAUGGGGCAACUAAAACCGCAUUUUAAACGUAAUUAUGAACCAGAACUAAUCAGCCAACUAAAACCACAUUUCAAACGAAGUAACGAAAAUCUGUUAUUGCAAGAACUGAGUCCACAUUUUAAACGAAACUAUGGUCACGAUCUGGUCGAGAAACUUCAGCCGCAUUUCAAACGGGAUUACGAUUAUCUGAUUGAUCAACUUAAACCACAUUUCAAACGAACCGUUGACAAUCUCAGCGGUUCAUCUGGGUAA
Molecule: messenger RNA, 411 nt
Organism: Enterobius vermicularis (human pinworm)
Lineage: Eukaryota; Metazoa; Nematoda; Chromadorea; Rhabditida; Oxyuridae
Source: the annotation of a GenBank genome assembly